CACACACACGCACACACACAUGAACAUACACGACACGAGCGGCAGGUGUCAACUGAACACACCCUGAGACUUCAGCGCAGGUAUGCAGGUGUGUUUCAACAGUACUUCGCAUGUUGAACUGUGCCACACUCGGACUGUAUAGCUGUAGCUGAGAGGGCUCAGUAUUACGGCUCAAGUCCUCUUGGUGACGCUCUGCUGACAUCACUGAUAUUCCCCACUCAGCUCCUCGCAUCAGACACACGGAGCUCCGCCGACUCUCUCUCUCUCUCUCUCCCUCUCUCUCUCACACACACACACUCUCCGUCCACACUUUGUUUCCCUGUAGCUCCGCUCGUCUUGACCAACACGCACCAUCACACACACAGAAGCCAGCUGCGGGCUACCUGUGCGCACUGCGGCCGGCCCACACUGGGAGGGGUUUGACUCUUCCAGUCAUUAACACGUUCAGAGGAGGACUGAGAGAAACUGUCCAGACUGAAGAGAGGGACAAACACGCAGACACAGAAGGGGGAAAGAAAAGCCGCAACUUGGCUCGUUUCAACCCGGCUCGCGUGAACUGAACUCGGAAGUUUCUCGGCUGAUCGGGAGAAGGAAUAAUUUGGAGCCCGGUUACCCCACAUAGCGCUGUUGUGGAUAUUUACGUCCACCUUGUCUCCUGUUUAGAAGAAUGGCGAGAGAUUACGCAGCGCGCUGCCCGGUCUCUCCGGUGAGAAACACUUGGCUGGUGGCGGCAGCGAUCCUCCUCGCGGCUCAAGGUAACAGAGCUCAGAAAGUGCGAGUCGAGGAGGAGCUGGAGGCGUAUCCUACAGAGUCAGUUGAGCUCCGCUGCCAAUUCAUUGACGGAGGAGGCCGGACCAAACUCACACAGGUGUCUUGGAUAUGGGAACCCAUUGAUGGUCAGAGGGACAACAUCGCUGUAUUCCACCCCGUCUAUGGACAGAGUUUCCCCAACUUGUCCUUCAAAGACCGAGUUGUCUUCCUCCACAACACCCUGGAGAACCCGUCCAUUAGGAUUUCUGACCUCAGAAUGUCUGAUGCCGGCCGCUAUACUUGCGAGUAUGCCACCUACCCUUCUGGAAAUGAACAAGGGACCACCACCCUUAUCAUGCUUGCCAAGCCCAAGAACUCGGCCAACGUGGUGACCGUCCAGGCCGGCACCAAGUCAGUGGUGGUGGCCCAGUGCGAGGCAGCGGACGGCAAACCGGCAGCCACCAUCAAGUGGCUGGCGUCGGUCGGGGGAAACCACUCGACCAGCACCACGAAUGGGCCGGACGGCACAGUAACGGUACGCAGUGAGUAUCGGUUGGUUCCCACACCGGCGGACAACGGCAGGGAAGUGACAUGCAUGGUGGAGCAGAGGACACAGGACCGGCCGUGGGUCCACCCUGUCAAGCUCUCUGUGGAGUACCCCCCAUCUGUGUCCAUAGAGGGAUACGACAACAACUGGUACGUCGGCCGCUCCGACGCCGUGCUCCUCUGCACGGCCAACGCCAACCCCGCGCCCACCACCGUCACCUGGACCGCGGUGUCCGGUCCUUUGCCAGACACGGUGGUUGUGGACGGCAACAAGCUGACAGUGAGGAAGGUGGACGACGCCGUCAACACCACCUUCAUCUGCGAGGUCGAGAACAAGCACGGGACCAGCAAGCACCAGAUCACCACCAUCGUCAACGAAGAGAGGCAACAGAUCACCCCAGGCCCACCGACCGGUGCUGUUAUCGGCGGUAUUCUCGGUGCCCUCGCCUUUAUCGGCAUCAUCAUCGGCAUCAUCUUCUUCAUCCGCAAACGCCAGGAGGACGGAGAGGGCCCACCCAAGCACAAGCCCCCUCCCCCUGUGAAGGCAGGCAGCUCGACAGAGAUGCUGAACAAGCCAUCAGAGCCUCCCACAGCCACAGAGACAGCACCUCUCAGUCCAGGAGAGGUUUACUACGAGCCCACCGGGAGAGAGCCUGUCACGAACCUGGAUGACGAGACCACUGGAGCCCUGAAUGGCGGCGCCCAGCCAGUCCUGGAUGACUCGGCCAAAUACGGCAACAUCAAUGAGCUCAAAGAACAUGCCACUGAUGGUCACCACGGCAACGACAUGGAAUCAUCCAGUCACGAGCCACCGGCUGCCAACAUCUCUCGCGGCGAGAGCUUUGUAUCUCCCGCCAUGUAUGUGUAGCCACAGCAACCGCAGAUCAUCGCAGGCAUAUGGGCAAGUUCCAGGUCACCUAAAUUUGCAUGAAAAGCAAAGGCGAGCACACUUGUUGCCACAUUAGAGAAAAACAUUGUAUUGUACAUUCAUCUUUUUGAAAAAUUUAAACAGUUUUAAGCUGCGCACCAUGAUGUUUUGCAUUUGAUUUUAUUUUUCUUUACCGGGCACAUUUAGGAGUUUUAGGUUUCCACAUAUCCCAAUGAAAACUGUUUUAGCGGUGUUUUAAUUUUCAAGUGGAACUAUUGAGGAGCAGGCAUGUUAAUAAGGGUGACAAGCUUUUGUUUAUCAUCAGCAUUACAUUCCAAAUAUCUGGUGAAGAAAAACAAAAAUAAAAUACAAAAUAUCAAAGUUUUAAGAGCAAAGUUUGAGAUGCACACACCUAUGAUAUCUGCAAAGCCUGAUAGCCAGUGAAGUCAUAUGUGCAUUGCGUAUGAUGAGGUGGGCUUUUACAAUGUGUUAAUUACAUGGUUGAGAGGUGUUGCAAUGUAGGUGAACUGGAACAAUUAACACUAAAUAACUUUAAAUAACACACAGCACACUGCGUGUGUGAUGCUUGUAAAUCUAAAUAUCCACCAAAAAAAACAGCAAGACAACAAACAGCUUCUUCAAUGGAUUCAGUAAGAAAUCUUAUAUGCAACAUUUUGUGCCAUGAACAUACAGUACAACAUCCCCAUCACAAAGUUAUUGUUACAUGUGAGUCUGCCAGUCCUGGGGUCUUCUGUUUACAGCCGUGGAAAGUGAUUGAAACAUCUUUUUCCUCUCUCUGAGCACAGAUAAAACAUCAGGCUCCUCUAGCAGCCUCGUACCACAGAAAAAGUAAAAAUACUAUCCUUGAAGUCCUUUCAAAGUAUUCUUCUUCCACGGUUGGUUUGGUUUGAAUGACAUACAGCUGAAUUUGGUCCCAGGAAGUCCAAAGCCUGAUCAUUUGGCUCUGCAGGCAGCUUCAAUUAAUCACAACAGAUGUUGGAAAGUAUUUCAGUUAUUUAUCAACUCCUACAAUAACUCUGAGACCAGCCUUUCCCACUUUUGCGAAGCCGAGGCUACGGUCCAAAAAAGAAACAUUCCACUUAUGUCAAAGGACCUUAUCUGUCCCUGGGCCGCAGCAUCUGUUAGAGUUCUUGGCUGCUCGUUAGCACUAACGAAGUGGAAAUGACAUCAUUUUGAAGCUCUGUAACCUGGCAACAUUACAUGAUUAAGAUUCCAUGAUUCAUAUUUGCUGUUGUUAAUUGCAAGAGUUGGUAAGGCUGCAUAGUGGCGGAGGUGAAAUUCGGUUUACAGCAAAGCACACACACCGCAGGGUUCUUACAUCUGCACACACACACACACACACACACAUACCAAUGCUUGUAUUCAGGCCUCUAAUAAAUAACACUAUCAAGAAAACAUUACAAGUAUGUAUUGAGUAUGAACAUGUUCCGCAUAUAUUGGAAAAAUACUGCCAUUACAGCCAUUUUAACAGAUUAAAAUGGUCAUAUACUAAUAUAUGCAGAACAUUUCACAUAUGGAGAAAAUAUGCAUUUAGCUUUUUAACCGGUUGUCCGCAAGCAAACCAUGCAAACAAAAAAACAAAAAAAAGACAGAAAAACAGGUGAACAACAACUAUGCCUGGCUGAAUCAAAAAUUGGUUUUCAUAGAUGUCAGAUGGUACCAAAUGAUGAACAAACUGUAAAUAGUAUUGAUAAUAUUGAUGAAUAAUAUAUUGUUGGUGAAUUGUGUACACAUAAAAAAUAAACAAGUGUAGGUGUUAUCAGUGCCUCUGUACAGGGGAUGGAAGUUUGUUAAGUGUCAAAUUGAAUGAUCAAAAAAAAAAAAAAACAAAGUGUAUAUUACUAUUUUACUUUUCACGGGUACAUCGAGGUUGUCACUUAAUACUAAAAUGUUUUGAGUAUAUAAAAAAUGAAAUGGUGUGGAUUUUACUCCUUGUUCAUAUUACUCUGCAUGGCAUGAUCGGUGGCUUGUUGAAACACUUUCCCAAGGCUGUUUGCGGAAUAAUCUUUUUCAUUUGUAAAAGCAUUUUGAAUGUCAAAAAAGAGAGCUGUUUUUUAUCUCAGUCUCAAAGCAUCUGUCACAUUUAUGCACACCACAAGUACAAGUCCAAUUUUAAGUUGAGAGAGCAGGAUUUUUUUUCUUUUCAGCUCAGUGGGCUGCCUGUUUUUGUCUUUGGCGCUGAUCAGAAAAUGCAGUCAGCAUGGAAUAGUCAUCACUCGCAGCCACAGAGUGCAAUACACAUAGAUGCAAUCUUUCCUCUCAUCACGCUUAAUCUUGAGUUCUUGCUUGAGACCUUAAGUCACAUAAAUCUUCCCCAGUUACCUACACAAAGCACAUAGCACCCACAAAAGCACAUAUGCAGGUGGUAGAUAUACUUUAGAUUCAGUUUAACAGGUAAAAAGAUGAUUAACUGGCAGAUAGAGAUUGAAACAGGAGGAGAAAAACGGAAAAACAAAACCAGAAUGAUGUAAUAACAACAUAAUAAUAUCCAAGAGCUAAAAGAAUAGACACAGUAAGAAUACAAAUAAAUCUAUAAUCACAGCUUUGCUUUCUGCAAGGUCAGCACCAAAUGCAAUAUUUUAGUUUUUUCUGAUGUAUGACAAUCAUAUAUUAAUAUUUAACCAUCACUGGCUUUGGUGGAGAGGUUUUUUUUUUCAUUGUUGUUCAUAUAGUUGUAGUUAUGAUAGAAGUCCCACUUUUUGCUGCAUGCUUACUGAAAUACUGCUACAACUUUGUUCCAUCUCUAAAAGGGGAUUUUUAAAAUCACAGUUAUGUUUUAACUCUUUAUUAGAAUUGAAAUAAGAUAACCAAGUUAUUAUUAAUGGUUGUAAUAUUUGGUUCUCAUCCAAAGUUCACAGAAGAAUUAAUCUGCACUAUAAAAUCAGGACAGAUGCAGGAUUAAAAGGGAUUUCUAUAGUAGCUACCAGUGUAAAAGUUUCUUAUGUAUGUCUGCUUUUUGUCUCUGAGAUGUUUUUUUUUUUUUAUUAAAGGGAAUGUCUGCAUGAUGCAUGGACCUAUGGGGGAAAAAGCUAUUUCCUUGUUUUGCAAGAAGAGUUGCACCACUAUGACAAGUAUUUGGCUUUUUGGACUCACUUACAUGGUGCAGUGUCAGACAAUCAGGUACAAUGUAUUUUAUAGCCCUGCCACAGAACAUAAAGGGGAAUUAAAUGUGAUGGUUUUGCUCUUUUGUCUGUAAAUUAAUUUCCCACAAUGGAUGAAUAUUUAGUUUCCUGUGGAGUAAUGUGUUUUAUGUCUUUGCCAGCAGCCGCUGUUGAUAGCUUGAGCAAAAGGAAAAAGACAAUCAUUGGGACCCAUUAUACAAUAUCAGAGACCAAUGACUCAGCAAGCAUUCGGUAUUGAGUUUCAGCUCUGCCGUCUCAUUUAAGGGAUCAUUCAGUUUUACCCAGAGCCUUGUGUUUAAUAGAGCUGCUUCUGUGGUAUCUUGAAUUAAAAUCUUGACAUUGUCAGGAAUAUAGUCAUGAAGCUGCCUCCUAAAUUUGAAAUAUAAGCCCAGUUUACAGGCUGUAAGAUGAUGGAGGAACUACAGUGAUUUCAGAUGGACUGGCUGUUAGAUCAAGGCUCUGAGUCCAUCCCUUCUGUGAGAGAUGCAGCGUUGCAUUUCGGCCAAGGUGCUUUCCUCCGUCUCCUCGUAUCCCCUGUUACAGGUUUGAUGCCAGAAACACAAGCUGUGAAUGUCAGCGAUAAAGCUGUUCGGGCUGAAUCUGGUCCUCUCCUUCAUUUGCCACCCUUCUUUUUUUCCCUCCCCUUCUCCCUUCUCUCUCUCAUUCAACCAUUGUCAUCACCGCUUUUCAUCACAGAGCCAGACGUGCCUUCUUUAUGUUAUUUUUAGCUUUUCAAUUCUCACAUUUCUUGUCUGACAGUAGAACAGAUGAUGAAAGGGGGAAACACACAAAUACAGGAUAGGUUUGACACUGAUGAUGGCAAUGCUAAAAAACAAAACACACUGGAGAUGUAAUCAUAUUUUUGUGAGUUUUUAUCAAUUUUCUUUCAUUUUGUUUUUUGUUGUUUUUUUUUUUAAUCACAGAUCGAUUAUCAUUUUGUAUGCUUUUUGGGAAACCUAUUGUACACGUUUUACAGAUCAUUGUCUUGUCAAAUAAAAUGUCA
Thunnus maccoyii (southern bluefin tuna) is the source of this 6310-nucleotide messenger RNA. It is a transcript of the gene pvrl2l, whose product is annotated as PVR cell adhesion molecule related 2 like. The transcript is spliced from 10 exons. Bases 668 to 2164 code for a protein of 498 amino acids. The record is from RefSeq and is a predicted model, not a curated record. NCBI's taxonomy places the organism in Eukaryota, Metazoa, Chordata, Actinopteri, Scombriformes, Scombridae.